This is a messenger RNA of Salvia miltiorrhiza (redroot sage), 957 nucleotides long. RefSeq lists its product as uncharacterized. Lineage: Eukaryota; Viridiplantae; Streptophyta; Magnoliopsida; Lamiales; Lamiaceae. The record is from RefSeq and is a predicted model, not a curated record. The transcript is spliced from 4 exons. Gene Ontology annotation, biological process: proteolysis. Gene Ontology annotation, molecular function: cysteine-type peptidase activity. Bases 1 to 957 code for a protein of 318 amino acids.
AUGAGGAUGCCAUCUGCAGCAUGUAAAAGUCCAUUCCGGCGUGAUGAUGUCAGAGGAACAAAUUUUCUUAGGUACCUGAGGAGCAAAGAAGCUGAACAGAGGAAUGUGGGUUUGCCAUAUCUGGUGGACAAAAAUUGGUUUGGUCUGAUAAAGAAGACCACCGAAAAGCUAGACAGUCAAAGCAUAGACUCUUACCUUGCCGUGCUAGCAGCAAAACCAGAGUUGGCUGGUUUUGAAGGAAUUGAAUUCCCUGCAAACAUUGCCAUCACAGGCACAAUGUUCUCGGCUACCAUAGACCAAGUAUGGAAUGAAUUACAUGGAAAAGAUCCGAAGGGCACAACAUAUGACCCGAAAAGCGAAGAGAUCAUACAAGAGGAACAAAUGAAGAGGCUAUGCUUGUUUGCAGUGGGGAAAGAGCCACGAUGGGGGGAGUAUGUCAAGAAAUGGAACGAUGUUGAGAAGCUCAUCAUGAUUGUUCACUUCAACGAUCACUGGGCCACCUGUUUGGUGAAUUUCACGGACCAUGAGUUGACGAUAUAUGACUCCAAUCAGCACAAGUUCGAUGAUAUCCAUCUCGAUAUACGUCAAUGUGCUUUCUUGCCAAUCUGCAGGAUUAUACCACAGAUCCUCAAGAAGAUUGGCUAUUAUGAGAAGCGCAAUGUGGAUGGGAAAUACACAGAAUGGAUAUAUUCCUACCCAUACGAUGGAUCGAACAAUCUGAAACAACUGGAUAGCGUAAGUUGUGGGGUUCUGUCUAUUAAGUAUGUCGAGAUGAUGCUUACUGGAAAGUUCGUUGAAAAGAACAUGAGCAAGGCGGGGCUUAAAACAUUCCGUGAAAAGAUAGCAGAAAGCAUCUACAAAUUCAGCACGGAUGCAAGUACCUUUGAGCCCUUGGAAGAUGAAGAUGAACAAGAGGAUGCCGGUGAAGGCGUUGCGGCAGCCAAUCUUCGUGAAUGA